GUAACCUGAAGGCCCACCCACUCCUCUGGUGCCGACUCCUGCCUAUCGAUCCCGGCACACGUCACAUGCAGCAGGAAGUGACCCGGUGGUCGGACAGAGAGUCUUAAACACGGUACCAGUCAACUGCCUCAGAGACAACACCGUCAUGCCUCUGCGGGUUGUAAUGCCGGGUCCCGGGCCCUGGGGGUUCAGGCUGGUCGGGGGAAAGGACUUCGAGCAGCCGCUGACUAUUUCCCGGGUGACCCCAGCGAGUAAAGCCGCUCAGGCCAACCUGUGCAUCGGGGACAUGAUCUUGGCCAUCGACGGAGAGCCGACGGAGGGCAUGACUCAUUUGGAGGCGCAGAACAAGAUCAAGGGGUGCAUAGAGGAGAUGGUGCUCUCUGUAGACAGGUCAGAAAGCAAAAUGUGGUCCCCGCUUUCGUCCGAGGAAGGGAGGACACAUCCGUACAAGAUGAAUCUUGCAUCGGAGCCUAAGGAGGUGAGGCACAUCGGCUCCACCCACAACAGGAGCGCUCUGCCGUUCGCUGGGUUCGGCUCCAAGGUGGUGACCAACCAGUACAACAGCCCCUCCGCUCUGUACUCCUCAGACAACAUCAAGGACUUCAACUCGGCCGUGGACGAAGUCCAAACCCUCGCCGCUGCCAACGAGCCCCACAACAAAGCUCCAUCAGAUCUUUCUCAGUCGGGCAAGCGUCCGCCCGUCGCAGCAGACUCUGAGGUUUACAAGAUGCUGCAGGAGAACCAGGAGUCUGUCGAGCCGCCGCGGCAGUCCGCUUCAUUCAAAGUGCUGCAGGAGAUCCUGGAGACGGGUGACCCUGAUAAGCCGUCGGGGUUCAGGAGUGUGAAACCGCCCGCCACAAAGGUGGGAUCAUCUGUAGGGAACACGGAGAAGUUGCCCACCUGUGACAAAUGUGGUUCGGGGAUCGUGGGGAUGGUGGUGAAGCUGAGGGACAAGUUCCGUCACCCCGAGUGCUACACCUGUACGCACUGCAACGUCAACCUGAAACAGAAGGGACAUUUCUUUGUGGAAGAGCAGAUUUUUUGUGAGAAGCACGCACGCGAGCGAGUGACUCCGCCAGAGGGCUACGACGUGGUCACCGUCUUCCCCAAGUAGAGCACCGCCUCGGACGGCACGCCAUUGUAGGACGCCGUGACAUCAUCCAGGACUUUCCGACUUCCAAGGCUUGCUAAUCCUGAGACCCUUAAGUGGGCUUCUCUUGCAUACUGCUUCAGUACAGUCAUUGGUAGGCAAGACACAUCUGUGUAAAUGUUUUUUGCACGUUGACUUUGGCAUCUGCAAAAGGAAGUUGAUUGAUUUGAUACUAUGAAAUGAUGCCAUUCAUUUAUUCUCUCCCUAAAUAGUUUUUUUUUUUUUCAUUUGUCAGCUGAUGAACAAAGACAAAUAUCACAUGAACACAUGUUCAGUGUGUUCUCUUGAAUUGUAAAAACAAAGGAAAGCCACACCUUUUUACCCCAUGAUACAUGUUUUCUACUGUUUUAUUCAUUAAAUAGACCUAAAAAAAACAUUUCAAUAUCAUUACCAAAAUAAAUAUUUUUAGCUUAAA
This is a messenger RNA of Pungitius pungitius (ninespine stickleback), 1565 nucleotides long. RefSeq names its product PDZ and LIM domain 1 (elfin) (gene pdlim1). Bases 146 to 1114 code for a protein of 322 amino acids. Gene Ontology annotation, molecular function: actin binding; muscle alpha-actinin binding. Gene Ontology annotation, cellular component: adherens junction; Z disc; filamentous actin. NCBI's taxonomy places the organism in Eukaryota, Metazoa, Chordata, Actinopteri, Perciformes, Gasterosteidae. Gene Ontology annotation, biological process: muscle structure development; actin cytoskeleton organization; heart development. The record is from RefSeq and is a predicted model, not a curated record. The transcript has 7 exons.